Messenger RNA from Parastagonospora nodorum SN15, 2082 nucleotides. RefSeq lists its product as hypothetical. Bases 1 to 2082 code for a protein of 693 amino acids. The record is from RefSeq and is a predicted model, not a curated record. NCBI's taxonomy places the organism in Eukaryota, Fungi, Ascomycota, Dothideomycetes, Pleosporales, Phaeosphaeriaceae. The transcript has 2 exons.
AUGGGCGCAGACGGGCGGGACAUUGGUAUCGGCGAUGUAGUCGACGUUCCGGGCGGGAUGCACGGCACCGUCAAGUUUAUUGGCGCCGUGUCCAACAAGAAGGGCUCGGGUAUAUUCCUGCCUGUGCAUCGUGCGCAAAAACGCUCUUCAGCGACUUCGGACGACUUCCCGCCAACGCCUACCACGCCAUCUCACGGCAACAACUUCAGUCUUUCCACCACCACGAAGCCGUACUUUAGCCCAGAGACCCCGUCGCUGCCCAAGUUUUCGCAGUCGGUCGGCCCUGGAGCUCGAGCGCCUAGUCCGCAGUUCAAGCCAAAGAGCCGGCCGUCUCUGCCGCGCCCGGAAUCGCCAAUCCGCAGAGCACCGAACCUGACGGCAACACCGGCGCGCAAUGGAGGCCUCACACCGUCCGGGUUCUCGAGAAGUGCCAUUGGCGCACCCCCACGAUUCGCCAGCCCUGCGCCUCCGAGGGCUGCACCAGGCCUGCAGAAGCCGCGGACACCAGGGCCACCGCGUCCAUAUUCAAGGAGCAAUUCGCGCAUCGGUCAGCACGACACCAUCGAGGAAGAUGCUGAAGUGACGCCUACAGGCGCAUCACGUACGAGCAACGAUUCCAUGUCAAGCUACCAUGGCCGGCGGCCAACCUCCCGCAUGGGCGCAACUCAGAAUCAAACCGACGAAGUACAGCGGCUUACGAGGCUGCUUGAGGAACGCGACAGGCAACUCAAGGACCAGGCCAACUCUCUCGGCGAGAUGGAGGCAAGCUUGUCGGAGAUUCAGAAUCUCAUGCCGGAUGAUAAUAUGGACAUGGGCUCGGUGCACAGCGGUGAGCCCAAUGAUGUCGCGCAACUACGAGCACUUCUCCGCGAGAAGAAUGAUAAGAUCGCCAUGCUCACAUCCGAGUUCGACGCGCAUCGGGCAGACUUCAGGAACACCAUCGACACGCUCGAGCAAGCAAGCACGGCGACAGAGCAAGUAUAUGAGAAGAAGGUCGAACAGCUACAGGACGAGCUGCACGAAUACCGGUCACGAAGUGACGACGUUGAGACUGUUGCCAUACAGCUGAAGCAACUAGAAGAACUUGUGCAAGAGCUUGAAGAAGGUCUUGAGGAUGCGCGACGAGGCGAAGCAGAAGCUCGCGGAGAGGUCGAAUUCCUCAGAGGCGAGGUGGAGCGUGGUCGAUCUGAACUCCGCCGCGAGCGCGAGAAAGCGGCAGCAGCCCUGAAAGAUGCAAGUGCGAUGGCAGAUGCACCACAUACUCCAGGACAGAGGGAGGUUGAACAGCGCGAUGACGAGAUCCGAGGGCUCAAGGCCAUCAUCCAUUCCUUGAGCUCUGGCGCCGCAGAGGAACACGGACGUUCGCCGCUUUCACGACAGGGCUCUUCGACCAGCCCGGAGGAGCUGAAGACAGCACAGGCCAACGCUGAGCGUUUGGAGCGCGAAAAGGAGGAGUUGCGCGGCCUUGUCGAGAGGAAGACAUUCAGAGAAGAGGAAAUGGAACGUGAACUGGAGAAGCUGAGAGCCCAGCUCGGUCUUGCUGACCAGCGCGAGAGUGUCAUCAGCAAUGGUCUCUCUGAUCAUACUGCAACACAAGACAAGCGUGCAUCCGAGCGAGACUCAAAGGGAACGGUGGUGAGCUGGAAGGACGCGUCGCAACGUCGCGAACCUGCACCGGCCAUGGAAAGCAUGCCAGAAACAGACGGUCGCUCUUCAGCCAACAGUAGCGUGCUCUGGUGCGAGAUCUGCGAGACCGGCGGACAUGACAUUCUCAAUUGCUCUGCCAUGGGUGGCGACGUUACACCCAGAGAGAACGGAGUCCGCAACGGCCAGGAUGUCGUAAUUGAAGGCCUACGAGGCCUCUCCGUCUCCUCAGACCGAGCUCGACCAUCCGUGUUGAGCCCAACCAAGCCACCUGGUAGCGCUCCCACCGCGCCUCUACCAAUUCCCUCCAUGGACAACUUCAACUCCUCGCUCGUACCUCCCAAGGGCGCUGCAGUAGCUGAUCCAGACAAGUGGUGUGCUCUUUGCGAGAGCGAGGGUCAUGAUGUAACGGCAUGUCCUAACGAAGAUGCUUUUUAG